AUGCCGGAAGCAAGAGACAGAUUGUCGAGGCAAGAGGACGUUGUAGCCACUUACAGCAGUCGAAGGAGGAAUUUUGGCAGGAGGAAUAUUGCGGGGGUUAAUUCGGUAGCAUUUGUUCUUGAAGAUGAUGGGGAUGAAGGGCAAGCUACUGAAACUCCCUUCCGGUGGAGGGGUACAGCAAUGGUGGGUACACCUGGAGUGGCUUCAAGGAGGGGUAGUAUUGGAACUCCAAGAAUCAGGCGUGUGCCGUACUUGGGUCGACCAUCUCCGCUGACCACCGGGCGUGAAAACGUGUCUCCUUUAGUGGGGACUGGCCGAGGGCGUGGUGGUGGCCGGGGCCGUGGAAGUACUGUUCUGCCUUCUUGGUAUCCAAGAAGACCCCUUCGCGAGAUUACUGCUGUAGUGAGGGCAAUUGAAAGAAGAAGAGCGCAUAGGGAAGAAGGUGAAGGCCUACGACAAACUGAGAGUCCUAUACUCCGGGACCGUACUCACGAUCCUUCAGCAUCCACCUCAGCUGUUCAACUCGAACACGACCUUUCCAUGAUCUCUCCAAAUCCGACUAUUGGACUUAAACGCCCUCCCUCGACCAUUGGUAAAGUUCCAAAGAUAUUGCUCAAUAUCACCAAUAACCAGAGUGAUGGAGAUUCCUCCAUGACGCCUCAGAAGAAACUUCUAGAAAAUAUUGACACGGUCGAGAAAGUUGUGAUGGAGGAGCUUCGUAAGCUGAAGAGGACCCCAUCUGCUAAGAAAGCUGAGAGAGAAAAACGGGUGAGGACAUUGAUGUCCAUGCGCUAA
Striga hermonthica is the source of this 795-nucleotide messenger RNA. NCBI's taxonomy places the organism in Eukaryota, Viridiplantae, Streptophyta, Magnoliopsida, Lamiales, Orobanchaceae. The record is from the annotation of a GenBank genome assembly.